AUGAGUUCUGAUUCAUCGUCUCGUGCUCAGUCCGACGAGGAAAUAUCACAUUCUUCUUCCGAAGAAGAGGUACCUCCCGCUCCCACCGGAUGGGAUGUAGCGGGUUUCGCCAACAACCCAAUCAACAACUAUAUCUCCCGCUACAUACAAAGCGAGAUCGCUCGAAUGCAGCAGCCACCCCCCCAACGGCCAAUCCGCCGGCGGCGCCGAUACAUCCCUCGCAACCACACUGGUGCGCACGAUCGGCUGUUCGCCGAUUAUUUCGCGGAGGAACCACGUUAUCCGGCAGAUGUAUUUCGUCGCCGGUUCAGAAUGCGCCGCUCCCUCUUCCUGCGCAUUGUUAAUGCGUUGUCCGCGCGUUACCCCGAGUUCCGGCUCCCGGCGAGACGCAGCAGCGGAAGCCCGGACAAUCGCCCCUGGCAGAAAUGCACUUGUUGCCAUCCGGCGUUGGCAUACGGAGGGUCCGCCGACAUGUUCGAUGAGUAUCUGCAAUGCGGCGAGACGACUGGCAACGAGUGCCUGAAGAAUUUCUGUCAGGGCGUGCGAGAGAUAUUUGGGGAGCACUACCUUCGCUCGCCGGACGCAGCUGACUGCCAGUUCCUACUGGAUUGGCACUGGAGGACCCACGGCUUUCCGGGGAUGCUCGGCAGCAUCGAUCGUAUGCACUGGCAGUGGAAGAACUGCCCAACCGCGUGGCGAGGCCAGUUCACUACCGGCUACAAAGGCCCCUCCAUCGAAUUCACGGCCAAUGGCAAUGUGCAUAACAUGGGGUACUACCUGGCUGACGGCAUCUAUCCGCAAUGGCCCGUGUUUCUGAAGACGAUCAGAUGCCCACUCGGAGAUAGAAGAAGGUAUUUUGCCCGAGCGCAAGAGUCUGCGCGCAAGGAUGUGGAGAGGGCAUUUGGGGUGCUCCAAUCGCGAUUUGCACUGGUAAAGGGCCCGACGCGCUUUUUCUACCAGGGGGAUAUUGCCGAUAUCAUGUAUGCGUGCAUCAUCAUGCAUAACAUGAUCAUCGAUGAUGAACACGAAGGCGUCCUCGACGUCACCAACGACCCAAGUGUUGCAUCAUCGAGUCACGGUGUCUCAACCGAGUCCGCCCGCCAGGGUGUACCGCACAACGAACAUGAACGGUUCCAGGCGUUCAUGGACAUACACCAGAAGGAGGCCCAUCAAGCACUACAACACGAUAUCAUCGAAGAAUUGUGGGAUAACUGA
Molecule: messenger RNA, 1215 nt
Organism: Salvia hispanica
Lineage: Eukaryota; Viridiplantae; Streptophyta; Magnoliopsida; Lamiales; Lamiaceae
Source: RefSeq, a predicted model, not a curated record